GUUGGAAGCUAGAUAGAGCUUAUCCUUCCAUAAAAGUUCUUUUGGUAUCCUUCUUGCUUCAGAAAUCUAAGUAUUAAGAAUAUUAUCUCUACCAGGCUUCAUUCAAAAUCCAAUGGAUUCCAUAAACCAGUUUGAUACUUUCACAGUUGUGUUUCUUGCUUUCCGGGGAAUUUUCACAGUUUCUUGGUAUGCAUGAGUCUACUUCAUCAAACACAAUCAUUGCAAAACACCUCCAGGUCCACCAGGCCUCCCCUUGAUCGGCAAUUUUCUGUCCCUCGAUCCUAAGCUUCACAAACACUUCACCUCUCUGUCUCAAACUUACGGUCCCAUCCUUUCGCUCCGACUCGGCCCCAGAUGCGGCGUCGUCGUGUCCUCCUCUUCAAUGGCUCGUCAAAUGCUCAGAGACGAUGACGUCAUUUUCGCCAACCAUGACGUUCCGGCCGCCGUCAGGGUGGCAACCUACGGUGCAAGCGACAUACUUUGGACCCCUUAUGGAUCUGAGUGACGAAUGUUGAGGAAAGAGUUUGCGCAGUGGAUGCUCGGCAACUACACCUUAGAUUCCGUCCGCAAACUAAGUCGAAAGGAGGUGAGGAAAACGGUGGGCUAUUUGUACAGUCGGGUGGGGUCUCAAGUGAAUACUGGGGAGCAGAUGUUUUUGACUGUCUUGAACAUGAUCACUAGCAUGAUAUGGGGUGGAACGGUGGAAGAAGGCGGUGAUGAGAGGGCUAUCGUGGGAGCAGAGUUGAGGAAGGUGGUUGCGGACUUCACGGAGCUGCUGGGUAAGCCUAACGCAUCUGACUUCUUUUCUGGGUUGGUUAAGUUUGGCUUGCAGGGAGUGGAGAACCGGAUGGUUUCUUUGGCUCAGCGGUUCGACCAGAUCUUCGAGAAGAUACUUAAGCAGAGACUAAAGAUGAACAAGGAGAGUGGCAACGAAGAAGAAGAUAGUAAAGAUUUUUUGGACUUCUUGUUGAGGCUGAAGGACGAUGAAAAUUCCAAACUACCACUCGCCGUGGCACACAUUAAGGGCCUCCUCAUGGACAUGGUGGUGGGUGGAACUGACACAUCAGCUAACGCAAUAGAGUUUGCAAUGGCUGAAAUUAUGUCCAAUCCAGAUGUGAAGAAGAGAAUCCAACAAGAAUUGGAAAGUAUUGUGGAACAGGACAACGUUGUAGAACUCGCAGUUCAAAAAGAAACUAUGAGGUUGUACCCAGUUGUUCCACUAUCAGUUCCUCACUGUCUAGGCUACGCAAUUCCAAAUGGCUCUCUUGUGUUCGUGAACGUGUGAGCAAUACACAGGGACCCUUCUGUUUAUGAUAAUGCUUUACACUUUGAUCCCUCCAGGUUCUUAGAUUCGAAACUUGAUUUUAGAGGAAAUGACUUCGAGUAUUUACCAUUGGGGUCUGGACGAAGAAUCUGUGCAGGAAUACCUCUGGCUGAGAAGAAUUUGUUGUAUUCUCUUGCAAUGUUAAUGCAUUCAUUUGAUUGGAAAGUGCCUCCAGACCAAAAGCUGGAUAUAGCCGAGAAGUUUGGUACUGUGUUAAAGAAGAAAACGCCUCUAGUUGCCAUUCCCACACCACGAUUAUCCAACCCAGCUCUUUAUGAGUAGGCUGAAGAUUAACUGAUUCAAGGUAAGUAAAGAAUCUUGUUUACGUGAGCAUACUUGUAAAUCAUAUUGUAAAAAAUGCAUAUUUUAUUAUUAAAUGAGUGUAGGU
Neltuma alba is the source of this 1712-nucleotide messenger RNA. RefSeq names its product 3,9-dihydroxypterocarpan 6A-monooxygenase-like. Bases 509 to 1285 code for a protein of 258 amino acids. NCBI's taxonomy places the organism in Eukaryota, Viridiplantae, Streptophyta, Magnoliopsida, Fabales, Fabaceae. The transcript is spliced from 2 exons. Gene Ontology annotation, molecular function: heme binding; oxidoreductase activity, acting on paired donors, with incorporation or reduction of molecular oxygen; iron ion binding. The record is from RefSeq and is a predicted model, not a curated record.